AUGAUCUCCGCCCCGCCCCGGCCGGUGUCGGUCAAUUCGCUUGCCAGAGCUCCAGCACAGUUACCCCUUCCAAGCAAGACGGCCCGCAGCACAAGCGCAGAGAUCCCAUUUCGAGACAGUCACUCACUUCCUGUCGUUGAGAUUGAUACUUGUGUCCCCGCACCGGUCCCCACUUCGCCCGGACUCGGCAGAGAAGAGACCCAGUUCGCGAAUCUGCCUAUCGAAAUUCAUGAGAAUAUUCUGGAUCACAUCUUCGGUGAGAGAGCGGCUGCUUCCGCAAAUACCAAGUCUUCCGCGCAGAACUGGAGCAAGGCUUUUCGUCAUCCGCGGCGCAAGGCCCUCUCAAAUCUCGCCUUGAUCUGCCGGGUGUGGACUCCACUCGUCCAGAGCCGCAUUUACAGACACAUUAAGGUCAAAGGAACCCAGGAUGGCUUGGCCGAAUGCGCACGAUGGUUCAUGACGAGUCCACACCUCAUCCUCCACGUCCGUCAUAUUGAGGUUUGGAUUCCAGUCUGGGGUGACCGAGUCCAUCGUCCCCUUGUUACUCGUCCUACUGUCGAGCCUGCCCCAUGGGGGGAUCCCCUCGUACAGGGGAUGAUGGACUGGUGGACUCAGCCUGAUACUCAAAGCACAAACGAAAUCCACUAUCACAUCGCUUCGCGGACUGCUACCCUGGAAGAAAUCUUUGAGCUUGCCCAGAGAUUCUUCACCGCUGCCCGCGUCCUUACGCUCGAGGGAGGCCACUGUAAAAACCCGCCCAUGGUCCAGCAUUUCAGAGGCCUUCCCGGCCGGUCGACUUCAUUUUUCAGCUUCCGGCGUCUUCCCGUGCUCAGCAACAUCGAAACUCUCGUUAUGCGCGGCGCCUGGAACCUGAUGCGCGAUUUCGAAGACUGGCAUCACAUUUCACGGGCGCUUCCGGCGUUGCGGGAAUGGCAUUGUUCUUACGCCCAACCCCAGCCAAAUGCCUACCUCACCAUGAUGCACAUCUUGAUUCGUCCUCCAGCUACAAUUCGACAUCUCAAUCUGACCUUGGAGGGUUUCUACAACAACAAAGACGCUACGCAGACCUCGUUCCUCACUCCUCGAACCGUGCUUCCGCCAAUCUGCACGUUACUUGGCCAGUCGGCUCCGCACCUAGAGUCUCUUUCAUUCACAGGGAGAAUCUGCGUGUGCCUCUUCGAUGCCAUGAAAACCGAAUUGGAGAAGAUGACGUCGACUCCCCGUCUGAAGUCCCUAGACAUUGUAGUCAAGUCAUGUUGUCGUGAUGAGCCAGCCAACAAGAACGAUGUCGUAAUGCCCCCAAGCCAAGAAUUGUCCGGGAUCAACAACAUGAAUUUCAUCAACAUUUUCGAAUCAAUUAUCAUCGGAGCAGUCGAGGGUCUAGCCGGCAUGCCGCAUCUCGACUAUAUUCGGAUCCGCUACAUCGACCUGGACUCGACCUGUCCCCUACUCAACCCCUACUUCCAACUCUCCAACAAUAAAUGCACCGGUCUAUGGAGCCAUGACAUCCUAAACGCUCUCCAGGUCAGCCGCCCCGAUGCGCACUACGUCGAACUCGCAGACGGCAUCUACCCUCAAUAUGGAAAAAACAACCAUAUUGUCGGAGCCAUCUACCCUCGAACUCGACCGCAAAGCAUCAAUGCAGCCAUGUACAAAAUAAUUGCCGACGUGAACAAGUUCUAA
Messenger RNA from Penicillium canescens, 1683 nucleotides. RefSeq lists its product as uncharacterized. NCBI's taxonomy places the organism in Eukaryota, Fungi, Ascomycota, Eurotiomycetes, Eurotiales, Aspergillaceae. The record is from RefSeq and is a predicted model, not a curated record. Bases 1 to 1683 code for a protein of 560 amino acids. The transcript has 2 exons.